AUGCAUCAGUGUGUGUCGAAGCGGCUAGAGUCUACCUUAUUAUGUGGCCAUGGAGACGGAUUUGUGAAAGUGGCGAAUGUUAAAGUAUCUGACACUUCAGCAGCAGUUUGGGCGAGCACGAAUAUGAGUCCAAGGGACUGUGAAAAGAAUUGCAUGAGGAAUUGUUCAUGCUCUGCAUAUGCAAGCAUAGAUAUUGCUGGGAAGGAGACUGGCUGUUUGACAUGGUAUGGCAAAUUGAUGGACACUGUGCACAAUGGGGAAGAGGGAUAUGAUAUUUAUGUUCGUGUUGAUGCAGUCGAAUUAGCUGAAAUUGCCGAAAAAUGGAAUGGUUUUCUUAAAAGGAAGGAUAUGUUAGCCGUUUUAGUAAUAUCUGUUGUUUCAGCUUGGUUUGUCAUCAUCUUGUUUACAUAUUUGUGGCUCAAUGAUGCAUCCCAACCGCAAGAUGUGGCUAUGCUUAGGUCGCCACUACCGUCGAAAAGAUGGUGCUGGAGGAGGUGA
Hevea brasiliensis (rubber tree) is the source of this 498-nucleotide messenger RNA. RefSeq names its product G-type lectin S-receptor-like serine/threonine-protein kinase At1g11410. NCBI's taxonomy places the organism in Eukaryota, Viridiplantae, Streptophyta, Magnoliopsida, Malpighiales, Euphorbiaceae. The coding region runs from base 1 to 498 and encodes 165 amino acids. The transcript has 3 exons. The record is from RefSeq and is a predicted model, not a curated record.